AUGUCAGACAACGCACCAGCAUUCACAGCAGUUUCCGAAGUCAUGUCUUCGACAACUCCCACUCAAUGCCAAGACGUCAUCGACUACUGCUCUGCUCACAAUAUACGCUUCAAAUUCAUCGCAGCACUAGCACCGUGGCAGGGAGGUGUCUAUGAAAGAAUGAUUGGCAUCUUCAAAACUUCAUUCAAAGCAGCAAUUCAAAAUCAAAUACUCGACUACGACGAAUUCGUUACGCUGAUGAAAGAAUGUGAAGCCAUCGUCAAUAGUAGACCAAUCACCUAUGUCUACAGCGACAUCGACUCCGGAUACCCACUCCGACCAAUCGAUUUUUUACGUCCCCUCUCAAUAGUAGGCUCACCUCGUCUUGUUGAAGAAAAUGACGACGAUGACGAAUGGAAACCCGACAAAACGCCGAAAGAUUUUCUUCACAAACAAUGGAAUACAACACUAACGCUGCUGAAU
Haemonchus placei is the source of this 462-nucleotide messenger RNA. Lineage: Eukaryota; Metazoa; Nematoda; Chromadorea; Rhabditida; Trichostrongylidae. The record is from the annotation of a GenBank genome assembly.